AUGGAUUUGAAAGUACAAAUCGACAAACUAGAAGGUGCGGAAAAUUGGAGCAAGUGGAAGUGGCAAAUGAAAAUGCACUUUGAACAAUAUGAUCUCACGUCAAUUAUUGAUGGAACUAAAAUUUGUCCGGUCGCUGUAAACGGUGAUGUUAGUGCGGAUGAGCACGUGAAGAAGGUGGCUGAAUGGCGGCGUGAUAACGCUAAGGCAGCCGCGCUUAUUGCAAGUACGUUGAGCGCUUCUGUAGCCGAUUUAGUGAUGACGUACUCGAAUGCAAAGGACAUUUGGGACAAAUUAAUUAGUGUUUUUGAGCAAAGCAGUAUUCAGAGACUUAAUUUAUUGAUGACACAAUUUUUUCAAGUCGGUAGAGAUCCUAAUGACAAUGUUGCUACACAUGCAGCUAAAGUUGAAAGAAUCUACACGGAUAUGAACGGUGAAUUAAAUCGUAUUGGAUCAAGUAAUAUUCCAGAAGAAUUAUUGCAUGGCAAAAUAUUGCUUACUGUGGGUCCAGAAUUCCAGAAUUCAGCAAUGUUUGGGAGUCUCUAG
This is a messenger RNA of Stegodyphus dumicola, 543 nucleotides long. RefSeq lists its product as uncharacterized. Lineage: Eukaryota; Metazoa; Arthropoda; Arachnida; Araneae; Eresidae. The record is from RefSeq and is a predicted model, not a curated record.